Molecule: messenger RNA, 480 nt
Organism: Protopolystoma xenopodis
Lineage: Eukaryota; Metazoa; Platyhelminthes; Monogenea; Polystomatidea; Polystomatidae
Source: the annotation of a GenBank genome assembly
AUGGCAAAACUGACUGAUGAUGCCGACCACGAAGCCCGCGAAACGUUUGUGAAUGUACCGAGUCCACUGUCAGAUGCUGGGAAUCAUGACAACUACCAUGGCGGACGACUUCGGACAACCUCUUCCCAGCCGCCUCAACCCGUGCCUCCUCCGCAUCAGUUGCCGACGCCGACGCCGCUGCCGCCGCCACCGUCACCACCGACUCCAGCGCCGUUUCGACCUCGGAUCGACCUGUUUCCCAACGAGGUCACCGUUCGACCGAUGCAGUACGUACGAAUGGAGUGUCGAGUUAGGAAUGGCUACCAUCCGGGCACCGCGAUGGCCCGACCUGAGAUACAGCUGGCGAACGGAGCUCGAAUGGACACUGAUCCUCGUUUCCGUGUGACGCGACCAAGUCCGGAUCUUCUGGUUGUCGAGAUACCGCUUGGCCUCACUGAAAAGGACUCUGUACUCUACAUAAAGUUAGCGAAAUGUGAUUAG